This is a messenger RNA of Pundamilia nyererei, 1337 nucleotides long. RefSeq names its product nuclear factor 7, brain-like. Lineage: Eukaryota; Metazoa; Chordata; Actinopteri; Cichliformes; Cichlidae. Gene Ontology annotation, molecular function: zinc ion binding; protein binding. The record is from RefSeq and is a predicted model, not a curated record. The annotation marks the transcript as partial. The transcript has 3 exons.
GGAAAGGGCGGCCCAGGCCCAUCCGGACCGGGGCAGUACAGCAGCGCCGCCCGGCCCCACAGAGCCCGGGACAGCCCACCCGACCCCACCACAGAGAAAACUAGUGAGCUCCUGAAGAGAGGAGAGCUCCUGCAAGAUGUAACACCCCCCUACCAGUUGAGGAGCCCCCCAGAAAAAGAAAAAGAAGUGGUGGUGGUUUGCAACAAACAUCAAGAAGGAUAUAAACUGUUCUGUGAGGAUGAAGACAGAGCUGUGUGUCCUGUGUGUGAGUUUUCUCUCCACCAGAGUCACAAAGUGGUUCCUGUAGAAGAAGCAGUCAGUGACCUGAAGGAGCAGCUGAAAUCUGACUUAAAGUCUCUGCAGGACAAGAGGAACAAAUACAAACAAGUGGAGGAAACAUACAAUGAAAUGAGGGAACACAUGAAGAAGCAGCUGUUGUCCACAGAGAGGCAGAUCAGAGCAGAGUUCAACAAGCUCCAGCAGUUCCUGAAAGAGGAAGAGGAGUCCACACUGGCAGCUCUGAGGGAGGAAGAGGAGCAGAAGGGGAGGACUAUCAGCAAAGAGAUGAAGAUGAUUGAGGAGCAGAUCUCCUCUCUGUCAGACAGCAUCUCUGCUGUUGAAGAAGAGCUGCAGAAACACAGCGUGCCAUUCCUCAGCAGUUAUAAAGACACUCAGAGCAGAGCCAGAGCCCAGAGCUCAGUGUCAGAUCCACAGCUGGUCUCAGGAGCACUGAUAGAUGUGGCCAAACACCUGGGCAACCUGUCCUUCAGAGUGUGGGAGAAGAUGAAGGAGAAGGUCCACUUCAGUCCUGUCAUUCUGGACCCAAACACUGCAAGUGGCUGGCUUUAUCUGUCUGAUGAUCUGACCAGUGUGAUACGUAGAGACACAAAGCAGCAGCUUCCUGAUAAUCCAGAGAGAAACACAAAUUAUGCCACUGUUUUUGGCUCUGAGGGCUUCAGCUCAGGGAAACACAGCUGGGAGGUGGAGGUGGGAGACCAUCCUGACUGGAAUGUGGGUUUAAUUAAAGAGUCAGUUGAGAGGAAGGGAGAGUGUUUUGUUUCACCAAAAUAUGGAAUCUGGUGUUUAUUCCAUCACAGUGGAAAAUACACUAAUGGUGAUGGUCAGACUGUGACAGUGAAGAAGAGUCUCCAGAGGAUCAGAGUCCAGCUGGACUAUGACAGGGGGGAGGUGUCCUUCUAUGACCCUGAAGACAUGACUCUGAUCUGCACCCACAGAGACACUUUCACUGAGAAACUCUUCCCAUAUUUUCAUGUUUGGAAGGCAGGAGACGCCAAAACCUCUGAAAUCAAAAUCUGUGAGAAUGAGAUUUGAUUGUA